Molecule: messenger RNA, 459 nt
Organism: Chaetomium strumarium
Lineage: Eukaryota; Fungi; Ascomycota; Sordariomycetes; Sordariales; Chaetomiaceae
Exons: 1
Coding region: 1-459 (152 amino acids)
Source: RefSeq, a predicted model, not a curated record
AUGGCCUCAGCCCCGGAGAACUGCCCCGUGGUCGGCACGACCAACACCACCCUCCCGCCUUCGCACCCGGACGUCGAUCUCUCCAAGCCCGGCCAGACCUGCCCCGUCGUCGGCGCAACAACAGACCACCACUCGAACCUGCACAAGCACCCGAGCGUGCCCAUCCCCGACGGCCGCUCUCCCGCCGACGCGUCCGCCUGUCCCGUGCUGAAGAACAAGCUGGUCAACGAACCCAAGAGCAAGGCGAUGGACGACGACGUGUGCCCCGUCGUAGGGACGGCGACGACCGUGCUGCCGCCGGAUCACCCUGCUACCGAGGGGAAAGACGACGAGGCCGUCUGCCCGGUCACGAAGGCCAAAGUGGGGCACCACAAGGGGAAGGUGCAGGGGCAUCCGGAUGUUAGCGGAGCGCAGGACGGGGCGGUCUGUCCCGUUGCUGGCGUCAAGGCUCCUGCUUGA